Messenger RNA from Blepharisma stoltei, 2040 nucleotides. NCBI's taxonomy places the organism in Eukaryota, Ciliophora, Heterotrichea, Heterotrichida, Blepharismidae. The record is from the annotation of a GenBank genome assembly.
AUGGAAGACCGCGAAUGUAUUUUUUCAUUUAGCUGAUGGAGCAGAAUAUGAAGAAGAACUUUCUACAGAUGGAUGGAUUCAGUGGUUUUGUAGCCUUGAAGGUCAUGAGUUCUUUGUAGAAGUUGAUGAAGAAUUCAUUAACUCCCCCCCCCCCCUCCGUGAGCGAACAAAACCAUUAGAAAAAUCGCCAUUUUUUGACCAAAAACCCACCCUCCGUGAGUGAACAAAAAUUUUUUUAAUAGAAAAAAUUUUAAUGGAAAAAAAUUUUGAUAUAUAAGUGAUAAUUAGUAUAAUGAAAUCUAGAGCUAAUUCUGUUAAUUUUAAACAAAUUGCGUUUUAAAACAUAAAUUUUGCAAAUUAAAUUAAUAUUUGCUUCCCAAUUUUUGCAAAUUAGGAUUUUUUUAAAUUUCGAAAAAAAUAUUUUUUAUAAAAUUUAUAUAUAAAUUUUUUUUUAAAAAAAAAAAAAUUAACCCCCCUCCGUGAGCGAACAAAAUUUUUUUGUUCGCUCACGGAGGGGGGGGGGGGAGUAAGGAAAGCUUCAAUCUUUACGGUCUCGUUCCAAAAGUUCCUCAUUAUCGUGAAGCAUUAGAAAUGAUCUUAUCUUUUGGCACUCCAGAUGAAGAUGAUUUGCAAGACGACAAGUUUCUUGAAUUAUAUGGAGAAGCAACUGAUCUAUAUGGCAUGAUUCAUGCUCGCUAUAUAUUAUCACCUCGUGGAUUAGCAUUAAUGAGAGAAAAAUAUUUAUCAGGAAAAUUUGGCACUUGCCCAAGAGUUAUGUGUGAAAGGCAAAAUGUAAUUCCUGUUGGAAUUUCUGAUGUUUUGAAAACUUCAAGAGUGAAGAUAUUUUGCCCAAGGUGCCAAGAAGCAUACAUUCCGAAACAUAAGUAUUCUGAUGUAGAUGGAGCUUACUUUGGAGCAUCUUUUCCACAUAUUUUAUUGCAAUCUUAUAGUGAUUUUUGCAUACCUCCGCUGGCUGCUGACUCCCCCUCCCUUUAGCGAAAAAAAAAUUUGUUUGCUUAUGGAGGGACUUAUUUUUUAUUUAAAAUGUUUUAUAUAUAUAUUAUAGUAUUUUUUUCCCUAAAUUAAAAUAUCCCAUUCGAAAUAGUUUUAAAGCAAAUAUUUAUUUAAUUUGUAAAAUUUAUUUUUAAAAACGCGAGCUGCUUAAAAUUAGACAGAAUUAGCUAGAGAUCUUUAUAAUAAUUAUCACUUAUAAAUCACAAUUUUUUUAUAAAAAAUUGUUCACUGGAUUUUCAACCCAAAAAAAAGGGAUUUUUCCAAUGGUUUUGUUCGCUCACCGAAUGAAGGGGGAGUGAGUAUACUCCUAAAAUUUAUGGGUUUAAAUUAUAUAAUCAUAAAGGCUCAAAAUAUUAUGAAAAACGAUCAGAUGACCUAAAUCCUUCCUUGAUAACGAGCAUGUCAUUGUAAAUUUUUUUCUAUUAAAGAUAAUUAAUGGCUUUAGCAAAUGAGAUAUCAACAAUAUAUUUUAAUUUCAACAGUUACAUCCUAAAGCAUCAAUUUAUAAAUGUCUGAAUCAAUAAAAAAAACUUACUCCCCCCCCCCUCCGUGAGUGAACAAAAAAAUUUUGUUCACUCACGGAGGGGGGUUAAUUUUUUUUUUUUUAAAAACAUUUAUAUAUAAAUUUUAUAAAAAAUAUUUUUUUUCGAAAUUAAAAAAAAUCCUAAUUCGCAAAAAUUGGAAAGCAAAUAUUAAUUUAAUAUAUAAAAAUUUAUGUUUUAAAAAGCAAUCCAUUUAAAAUUAAACAGAAUUAGCUCUAGAUUUCAUUAUACUAAUUAUCAUUUAUAUAUCAAUUUUUUUUCCAUAAAAAAUUUUUCUAUUAAAAAAAUUUUUGUUCACUCACGGAGGGUGGGUUUUUGGGCAAAAAAUAGGGAUUUUUCUAAUGGUUUUGUUCACUCACGGAGGGGGGGGGAGUUAGAAUUAAUCAUAACUAAAAUCAAAAAAAAAUCGCUCAACAAGAAAAAAAACUUGCUUGCAAGCAAAAGAGGAGUAAAUAAUGAUUUUAAGAAAUCGAAGAUACAAUAG